Gaeumannomyces tritici R3-111a-1 is the source of this 633-nucleotide messenger RNA. RefSeq lists its product as hypothetical. The record is from RefSeq and is a predicted model, not a curated record. The transcript is spliced from 2 exons. The coding region runs from base 1 to 633 and encodes 210 amino acids. NCBI's taxonomy places the organism in Eukaryota, Fungi, Ascomycota, Sordariomycetes, Magnaporthales, Magnaporthaceae.
AUGAGGACCUCCACCUUCAUCCUCGCCGCCUCGGCCGCCCUGGUCGCCGCCCAGGACAUCAAGCCCUUCAUCCCCCAGUGCUCCCACAAGUGCCUCCAGGACGCCGCCUCCUCGGCCAGCACCUGCAAGAUCGAGCCGCUUGACGGCAAGUGCGUCUGCGCGCCCGCCACCUUUGAGAAGGUCUCGGGCGCCGCCGUCGGCUGCGUCCUCCAGGCGUGCGGUCAGGAGGUUGCCCUCGGCCAAGUGCUCCCUGGCGUCCAGAAGUACUGCGAGGCUGCCCUUGCCGGCGGCAGCGGCAGCAGCAGCGCCCCGCCCACCUCGGCGGGCUCGACUAGCACCGCUAAGCCCACCACCUCGGUCACCUCGGGCACGCCCACCUCGGCGGGCUCGACUAGCACCGCUAAGCCCAUCACCAGCACCUCGGCCAAGCCCACCACCAGCACCUCUUCGCCCAUCACCUCGGUCAAGCCCACCACGGGCAUGCCCACCACCACCACCAGGCCCUCGGGCAACUCCACCGUCACCCCUAGCGGCAAGCCAUCCAGCCCCGCCGUCCCUGCCGGCGCCGCCUCCGCCUCCGCCGGCUUCGUCGGUCUGCUGGCCGCCGUUGGCCUGGGCCUCUUUGCCCUGUAA